AGUCGCUGUGGAUCCUGUGCAUAGUUUAGUCCUCUUAAUCAAGCAUAGACUGCAUCUACCAAGUCAGCGACUUGUUAGAGUUCAUAAGUACAUACUCUCUCUUCUCUUCGUCUUUACUGGCAUCUCUGGGCCAGGUUCAUACCAGCGUCAUCACCGGUUCAAAUACCUUUUUUUCCUCCAGUUUCCUAUCGGACGUCAUUCCGCAGUAUAUCUGGGUAAGCCCCCACGUGUUGCGACAUUGACCGGCCGAUGAUUAUUUUCUUCCUCUCUUCUUUCACUUCACAACACUUUCACCAUCACCUCCACCAUCACGUCAUUUUAUCAGUGCUAACCAAUACAGCACUGCCGCACUAGCCAGUCUAUUCUCAAUCAGCCCAUAUCCUCAAGUCCAACACUGCACCCCGCUCCUCCGACCUUAUUCAUCCUUCGCCGGCAAAACUUGGACGACUUGAUCUUCAAGUAACUCCAUUCUGACCACCAUCAUGGACAACUCUACCCGCACUCUGCACUCCAUAACCCGCAGCAGCACCCAAGGCUCCAACUCCUCCAUACCAUCCUCGUCAGUCACACUAGGCUACACGCCCUCAGCGAUGGCAGCCCAACCGCAGAACCUCCUAUCUUCAAGUACAAACCAGACGCAAUUCGGAGCGAGCGAGCAACUACAACAACAAGCACAACAGAACCACAACCAGACCUCUUCUUCCACCGAGUCUGCGAACACGGCGCCCCCGCCCCAGCAGCUGAUAUCUACCCCACCAGGUCACCAGCUCGGGGGUCCGUUAGCAACAGCCCCUUUUCUACGAGACUUUAGUCUCGUCGCCGAAGCAGCGAAACGAGCGCAGAUGUCUGUCGUGCUGCGGGAUUUGGAGAGCGUCACUCUAUAGAGCUCUGGGUCGGAGCGGUGAUCGCUUUCCUUUCACAGCUAUGGGUGCGGUGCAAUUGGCUGAUGGUGGUCUUGGACAUCGGGCUCGGGCGUGCAGGACAGGGAUUUCAAGUUGGGCUGAUAUUUUAUUGGAGUUUACAGUUACCUACAUCAAGGACUGCGGCGGGAUGGGUUGGAUUGGCGUUAGACUUGCACAGUUACACAGAUAUACCAUUCACUUUGACUAAAUCAAUAAAGAACUCAAU
Aspergillus novofumigatus IBT 16806 is the source of this 1128-nucleotide messenger RNA. RefSeq lists its product as uncharacterized. The coding region runs from base 483 to 884 and encodes 133 amino acids. The transcript has a single exon. NCBI's taxonomy places the organism in Eukaryota, Fungi, Ascomycota, Eurotiomycetes, Eurotiales, Aspergillaceae. The record is from RefSeq and is a predicted model, not a curated record.